GAGACAGAGAGAUGACACAGAAGCCAACCAAGGCAUUGGCCAGAUCUGCCGAAAGCUUGUGAAGAGAGAACAAAAGGAGAGAGGCAAAUGAGCUGAGAGACCGGGAGUGUUUUCCUCCCAGCAACAAGGAAGGAACUUUGACAACGUGGAUCCAGAUCAGGGAAGGAUUAUACAAAAUCAGAGGAGAAGCUCUUCUUAUCCAGAACCCAUUCUCCUCUUCUUUCUCAAGCAGGCAUGGAGUUUGACAAUGACACAGACAGCCACUCAGCCACUGAGGAAUGUGACUACGGUGAGUGGAGUUCCUCAAAGAUCCUCAUUCCCUCCAUCUACUUGCUUGUUUUCUUCCUAGGCACUACUGGCAAUGGCCUAGUGCUGUGGACCAUUUUCCGGGGAGGCCAGGAGAAAAGGCGAUCUGCAGAUACUUUCAUUGCCAAUCUGGCAGUGGCUGACUUGACCUUUGUCAUUACCUUACCACUCUGGUCUACCUAUGCCAUCUUAGACUACCAUUGGCCCUUUGGCUCUUUUGCCUGCAAACUCAGCAGCUAUCUGGUCUUUGUCAACAUGUAUGCCAGCGUCUUCUGCCUCACAGGGCUCAGCUUUGACCGCUAUUUGGCCAUCGUCCGCCCCAUCGCAAAUGCCAAACUGAGGUCGAAGGCUAGUGGACUUCUGGUGACUAUUACCCUUUGGGCCAUGGCAGCGCUCCUGGCUUUACCAGCCAUGAUCUUUCGGAGUGCAGGAGUGCUCAACCCUGAAUACGACAAAGUGACAUGCUUCAUGGAUUUCUCCAGCGUGGCCACCAACGAGACAGAGGCUGCCUGGGAAACAUGGCUGGGCUUGUCCUCCACCCUGAUGGGCUUCGUGGUGCCUUUUGCUAUCAUGUUGACCUGCUACUUCUUUAUUGCCCGCACCAUUGCUGGCCACUUCCGAAAGGAGCACAGCGAAGGGCUGAGGAAGAGGAAGCGCCUGCUGACAAUUAUUAUUGUCCUGGUGGCCACAUUUGCAGCCUGCUGGCUGCCCCUCCAUCUGGUGAAAACCAUCUAUAUGCUGAUGGACUGGGAGGUGAUGCCGUUAUCCUGCAGCUUCCACGCCUUUCUUAGCAACGUUCACCCUUACUGCAGCUGUUUGGCCUAUGUCAACAGCUGCCUCAACCCUUUCCUCUACGCCUUCUUUGACCCUCGCUUCCGACAGGCCUGUGCUGCUGUCCUCUGUUGCACCACAGGGCAUUUUGCAGGAGCUAGUGGAGAAAAGUCAGCUAGUUACUCCUCUGGCCACAGCCAGAACCAUCCAGGGAAAGGACUGGACCCACAGCGGGAGAAACAGGGUUUCCCAACCCCCUAGACUUUGCUUCGUGGGUAAAUGUGGGAUGAGAAGAUCAAGCAAUUAUGAUGGACUUUAUAUAUAAUGAGCAUCCCUUUCUUUCAUUUUGUAUCUUCUCCUAUCAUUUUAACUCUUCUAUAGUCCAAUGUCUUAUGCUUUUUUUUCGUUUUUUUAAAAAACUACCUUGCAUCUUUCCAUUCCCUCCUUCCUUUGCGUCUGCUCUGCUGGGUUACUCAUUCUAAUGUUGUCACCUUGCCUCUUUUAAGGAGGAAUGUCCUGUAGCGACAGGAUAAAUCAGGCUCCUUAAAAACAGUUAGAACCCCUCUUUUCACUUUGUAUCUUAAAAAUACAGAGUAUGUUAGUGCUGAAGCACAUCUCUUCCAUACGUUUGCUGUGUCUACUGCCCCUGAGGAUUUCCAAGUGUGUUGGAGUGGAUGGAGUGAUGGCUAGGACUCAGGAGACCUGAGUUUGAAUCCGUGCUCAGCUGUGGAAGCUCAUGGUGUAUGUGCCCUAGUAAAACCAGGUAAAACCCCUCCUUAAAUAUCUCACUUACCUUGAAAGCCUUGUUAGUUCUUGCUUGACAGCAGAAAACAAUUGCCUCUGAGAAAUUUUAACUUAGUUGCCCCCUAGCCUUCUGUUUCUCCUCUAUGCAAUAAGAAAAGAGGGCAACGUAUUGCACGCAUGGGGGUCUGUGUGCACACUUUAAUAUUGUGUGACAUUCCUAUAAUGGGGCAGGAAAGGAUGGAGGCAGGUAAGGGACAACCAGUUCUCCUUGGAGAUGAAAUGUAUUAUAUUCUGUUCAGGAACACAUACUAUACACACUUAUCUCAUUCAACUUAAGUCAAAUCCUGAACUGCCAUGUCAUCCACAAUUUAUAGAAUCGGGAACAGCAGGUAUCAGUUAGAAAUGAGGAACCUGGAGCUCUCCAGAUGUUCAGAUCCUAUCGGUCCUGGCCAGAAGGUUCAAUAAUCACAGAUGAUGGGAGCUGUACUUCAACAACAUCUGCAGAGCAAUGCAUUCCACUCUCCCUUGAUAUAUGCAUAUAACCAUGUUCAGUGUCACAUGUAACUACAGUAAUUUAACCAAAACUAUUUCCUAUUGCUGAGUGGUGGUCUUUUCGAGCUAGAACUAAUGAGGACAUUUGUGUACCCACACCAAGGGCUGCAUUCUUCUUGUUAUGAUCAGCUCCAGCUGUUCUGUACUUUUAAGGGUCAGACAUGAUGUCACAGCCGCAGCAUGAAAUCCUUUUAAAUAGCUAGCACAAGGACUAGCAUUACUGACAUAAGACUUGGGUCUUCUAUGAACCAGUUUAUAGGAGAAAUAUGCCUCACAACAUUCUCUGAAAACAAUUAUAAAAUUGUGCAUCUCUUUGUUGUUUUCUCUCCCUAUCUCUGUUUCCUUUUUUAACCCCCUCCUACUUUUUUUAUUGCCAGCCAAAUACUAUGAAAGUUAAAUGGGUGAUUUAAAAGCAGUAUCUUCUUGGUUCUUAUGUUACAUGAUUCAUUUUUAAUGUCCUUUUCCCAGAAAUCACUGGGAGCUGGUUUCUCCCAGAAUGUUAGAACAUGUGUACAGCACUUCCCUUUUAUAAUUAAUAGAAAGAAAAGUGAUAAAAUGCCACCACACUUCUGCAGACAGUACAGAGUUGCCCUUUAAAGGAUUGGGUGGAUCCAAACUGAAACUUGCACAUGAUUUUUUAAUGUUUAUUCACAAGAGUAAUACACUAAGCCGCAUAGCAAAAAUAAUGUGAGCUUUUCUUAUCAGUGAUACUAUGGAAUCUUUCUGUUGGCAAAUAUUUUGUAUGUGGAAAUGCUUCUUUGUAAAAAGUGCAUACUCUGUUAAUAUUAACAAAGGCGCCUGGAAAAAUGCUUGACCAAAACACAAACACAGAAAACCAAACAAAAAACUAGAGUCUUCUUGCAAUUA
Molecule: messenger RNA, 3240 nt
Organism: Pogona vitticeps (central bearded dragon)
Lineage: Eukaryota; Metazoa; Chordata; Lepidosauria; Squamata; Agamidae
Gene: APLNR
Product: apelin receptor
Biological process (GO): calcium-mediated signaling; immune response; neutrophil chemotaxis
Cellular component (GO): membrane; external side of plasma membrane
Molecular function (GO): C-C chemokine receptor activity; C-C chemokine binding
Source: RefSeq, a predicted model, not a curated record